GAUGUUCCUCCCACCAAAGACCACCGCCACACACACACAUCCACACUUGUUUAGUGAGUGUUAACCCUCCAGCCGCCAUGUGGGGGCGUCACAGAGCAGCAGCAAAGACUGCAGGAAGGCUGUACUGACAUGCCUGAGCGUGCACGCACACACACACACACACACACACACAUACACACACACACACAGUAGGAGCAGGCGGGGAGGGAAAGAAAUUCCGUCCGCAGUGGUCCAAGGAGGCCUGACAAUCCACAAUGAGGGUUUAAGUCACCGCCGACCUCCUGGUGCAUCUUCAGUACUGCGACCCGAUGCAGACCUGUCCUGACAAGAAGACCGACAGAAGCAGCUCAUGGUCUAAAGUGUCUGUAAACUUUGAAGAAUGCCAAGCGGUUCCGCAGGACCUGCACGCUGAUCCAGAACGCUGCCUCGGAUUAGAAGCUCUACAGACAGAGCAGCUCACCUUUUGGAUCUCGAAGAAGACACUUUUUCUUCUCCUGCUUUGACUUGGUGAACCCGAGAAGACAAACUCUUGGACUGAACAGAACUUUGUGAAGGAAAUGGUUGGCGUGAUGGUGGAAGAAUGAGGUGGACCUACAAGUGAGUGAUAGUCUCACUCCGAAACCCUUCAUGGGUCACCUCUGAUACAUGAAGCAAAACCGCAUCAGAGCAGUCUCAAGUUGCGGGGCCACACACGUCAGAGCCGAACAGUGCACCUCCUGGUUCUCAUUUGUCUCUCCCUCGGGCGUCCCACUUCAUCAAGUGGGCCCGAGAUCUCUGUGACGGGCUCCAGCACCAGAACCUCAGUCAGCUUUUUGGACUGAAACCUGACCACAAAGUAGUAAGCUGAAGGAAAAUGUGUCGGGUUCUUUGACGGUUAAGACAAAUACGUGCAGCAGAACUAAAAACCUCAGAAGUCUUGAAACAUCUCUGAGGUAUUUGUCUUGGACAUCAGAGCGAUCAGUUCUGUUGGAUCUGAAGACGUAAAAGCUGCUAGUGGAUGACAACGGUCUUGUCUCGUGUGACAAGUUCUGUAGAAUUUGGGUUUUGUCCAGAAAACAAGUCUGCCUUGUUUUCACAAAGGACAUUCCAAUUGUCAGUAUUCGAUUUCCUUUUCCCAGAGAGCACGGCCAGCUGGCGAUGGUUUUGGUUCUCGUUCUGGAGGACGUCCAAUGAGUCCAGAUGUCUGCGCAUCAAUCGCCUUCUGUUGUUGGACCUGUUACGGCGCCAGCUGCUUCCAGUUGGAGAUCUUGUUCUGAGGAGUGCAAACCAUCAUGGGGGACAUGUUGACCAGGAUUUACUCAACUUCUUAGACGCUUCUUGACUUUUGGACCAACGUCUGAGGACAGUGGGCCUGGUCACAGCCGUCAUGGCCGCCGGGGUUUACUUCCUACGCUGGUUGGGCCUCAGGUUGUGGUCUCGCCGAGGUACGCUGGUGUUCCUUCUGUUCUGGUUCGGGUCUUGGCUGCUCCUCAAUGGCGUAGUUCUGGUCCACAGGAGAGUCUUGUCCGACUUCUGCACGGACGACAGGAGCAAGAAGAUCCUGCAGCGGCUGUGUUCCGACUUCAGCCAAGGCUCGGCGGCGGGCGACAUGUGCACGGACCUGUGCGUCCGCGGCCUGGUGGAGUACAAGCGCUGUCUCUACUACGAGAGCGGCAAGAAGGUGAUGGAGGUCCACUGGAGAGGACAGCCCGUCAUCCUCAAGUCCAAACUGGAUAACUUCUCCUCCUAUGAGCCUAUGGGGGUACUGGACUACCAGCAAGACCCGGCAGAGGACCUGUCGCCUCUUGACGUGGUUCUCUAUGCGACUCUGGAGGUGCGUAACUGGCUGGGUCUGCCAGAGGAGGAAGGUAAUGACGAAGGGGGAGUUGCUAGUUCUUUGUCCAAACUGUGGAACGGGAGGCUCAGGUCCAAAGACAAGACCUACUCCAGAGCGGAGCUGGCCUCCUUGUGGUCUCUGCUGCAGCAGGAGGAAUAUACCUUUCUCAGAGUCCUGCAGGACCUCAGCACACACGUGGCCAAGGUGUUGGGUUCCUGCGGGCAUUUCUACGCCGUGGAGUACCUGUCUGCGGGCCACGCCUGGGACCAGAACAUCUUCUCUCUGGAGGAGGUGGUCGGGUCCGGAAGCCUGGCGGCGUGGAGUGCCCGGCAGAAGGUCCACCGCAUCGCUCUCAGCUUCCUGGACAUGGUGCACCACUUUGACAACGACUUCACGCACAGAGUCCACCUGUGUGACGUCAAACCGGAGAACUUCGCCAUCAGGAAGGACCUGACUGUGGUGGCCAUCGACGUGGACAUGGCCUUCUUCGAGCCCAAGAUGGAGGACAUUCUGGACCAGAACUGCAGCAGCGACGACGACUGCAACUUCUUCGACUGCUCGUCCUCGUGCAACCUGAUGAAAAGACGCUGCAGCCGCCAUCGCUCCAACUCCAACCUGCAGGUGAUUUGUGAGAAGAUCUUCAGGCUGUGGUUCUCUCCCACGCUGCUGGGCGCCAAAGCAGGGCUCCCCCUGCAGGUCAGUGUGCGUCUGACGCCUUCUUUGCCGCCUAAAGUUCUCCCACAUUGUUCUCUGCCUCUGGUGGCUCGGAGCAGGUGGAGCUUCAGCGGGCCGUGCAGGAAUGUUCCGAGUCCGACGGCGUGGGCCGCGGACAAGGCCGGGACGUCCAUCGGCGCCUCCUGGAUAUCCUGACCCGCCUCCUUCAGGAGGGGGGAGGGGCUUCAGGCGAAGGACGGCGCUGAACUCCCGAAGCAGGACGUCGCAUGUUUCUCCAUUCGCCUCAUCAGUGAGGGCGUUGUCAUGGUUACGGCGGAUAAAAACGUUUCACGGUGGUCUCAGGAUGGCAUCGUGCCAUCGCUGUCCGUCAACACGGCGGCCGAGCGACCGACUUCAAAGGCGUUCAUCAAGCCUGCAAGACGAGCUUCAGGUCGCAGCUUUCUCAAGGGACU
Molecule: messenger RNA, 2943 nt
Organism: Nerophis lumbriciformis (worm pipefish)
Lineage: Eukaryota; Metazoa; Chordata; Actinopteri; Syngnathiformes; Syngnathidae
Gene: dipk1c
Product: divergent protein kinase domain 1C
Source: RefSeq, a predicted model, not a curated record